Molecule: messenger RNA, 654 nt
Organism: Aphis gossypii (cotton aphid)
Lineage: Eukaryota; Metazoa; Arthropoda; Insecta; Hemiptera; Aphididae
Source: the annotation of a RefSeq genome assembly
AUUACAACAAAUUUAUUUAAUAUUUUUGAUCCAUCCACAACAAUUUUUAACCUAGAAAUAAAUUGAAUUAGAACUUUUAUCAUUAUUAUAUUUAUACCAAACUUAUUAUGAAUUUUACCAAAUCGAAUUAAUUGAAUAAUAUUCAAAAUAUUUAAUAUAUUAAAUAAUGAAAUAUUAAUACUUUAUAAAAUAAAAAAUAAUAAAUCUCCUGCAUUUUUAUUUAUUUCACUUUUCAUAUUUAUUUUAUUAAAUAAUUUUUUUAGAUUAUUUCCCUAUAUUUUUUCAUCUUCAAGACAUAUAGUAUUUUCAAUUACUUUAGCUUUACCAUUUUGAUUUUUUUUUAUUAUUUUCUCAGUAUGUAAAAAUACAAAAAAUAUAAUUGCACAUUUAAUUCCACUAAAUACACCUAUUUAUUUAGCCCCUUUAAUAACAAUUAUUGAAACAAUAAGAAUUAUUAUUCGACCAAUAUCUUUAUCAAUUCGAUUAACUGCAAACUUAAUUGCAGGGCAUCUUCUAAUAACACUAUUAAAUUACAACUCAUUAAUAAUUAUUAUUAUUUUAAUCCAAAUAUUUAUAAUAAUUUUCGAAUUAUGUGUAGCUUUAAUUCAAAGUUAUGUAUUUUCAAUUCUUUCAUCAUUAUACUCUAGUGAAUAA